UCUCUGCGCGAUCAGUUCGUUCGGAACAAUCCAGAUUUCUCACUCGAAUCAAAUGUGGCCUUAACGAUUGUGCCAACCAUAGCACAGCGUCGAGCUCUGGCCAGUCUUUUAUGUCCACCAGCAGAUCCUUUCAACCCUGAACCGAGUUAUCGUGUACCGUUAACGCGAACAGGAGCUAAUGUGCAGAGUGUGUUCCAACUCAUUUUAUGGAUCCAUCCGAAUUAA
Messenger RNA from Protopolystoma xenopodis, 225 nucleotides. NCBI's taxonomy places the organism in Eukaryota, Metazoa, Platyhelminthes, Monogenea, Polystomatidea, Polystomatidae. The record is from the annotation of a GenBank genome assembly.